AUUGCAGGUUCACCAACGUGUUGAAAAAUGAGACAAAGACGUGUGUGGGACGUGCGGGGGCAGCGCAGGUUUGGGAAUCGGCAGAAUGUGAAGACGAGGUGUACGGAGGGUGGAAACCAACUAAAUUAUUAGAAAAACCGAACAUUACCAUUAAAAUAUCGUGUGUACAACUUCAGUGUUCGAAAACCAUUGCAUAAUGAAUUAAAAGUGUAGACUUAAGACAACUUUCAUGGCACAUAAACGAAAUAUCUUGGUCUUUUGGGCUCGAGAGCAGGCUGAUAGUUGUCGCAAUAUAUCAGCCCCUGUCAGAAUAAUUUAUUUAUUUCGCAUGUAUGAGGACAUUUCUUGAGAAUAAAUGUUCUCAUGGGAAAUUAUAAGUGAAUGAAAGACAUCGAUUUCUUUUUGUUUUGAAUUAAUAAAUAGUUACAAACGAAUCUCAAAAUGUCAACAGACACAAGUGUUCCAAAGUGUGAAGAAACUAUUUUAAGUGCGCCAAAUGCAAUAGACGUAUUGACCGAAAAGGUUAAAUCAUUGUAUGUGUAUAGAGAUCAUUAUUUUGAAAAGCAUUCCCUUGAUAGUGCCAAACAUAAACAUACAGAUGUUGAAAAUGAAUUGAAAAACACAUUGAACAUUUUUGAUGAUUUGAAAGAAACAGGUUGUAAAACCAAUAGGGCCAUGUAUUAUUAUUUGAAGGGAAGAGCUCUGAAUGUGACUCCUAACUACAAUAUUCAAGCUGAAGAUGUUUUGUCCAAAGCUGUCAAACUUGAUCCAAAACUUGUUGAUGCAUGGAAUGAGCUUGGAGAAUGUUAUUGGAAAAAGGAUGAUAUUGAUGGUGCUAGAAAUUGUUUUGCUGGGGCUCUGAAACAUGCAAAAAAUAAAGUUUCUUUAAGAAACUUGUCUAUUGUUUUAAGACAAGUAAAAACAAAAUCUUUUAAAGAUCAUGUUAAUAACAUUGAGGAAGGUGUUAGUUGUGCAAAAGAAGCUGUACAAUUAGAUACAAACGAUGGAGUAUCAUGGGCUGUAUUGGGAAAUGCUUACCUUUCCUCAUUUUUUUCUGUAGCACAAAAUCCCAAAAUUCUUAAAUUAUGUAUGUCUGCUUAUUUACAGGCUGAAAAAGAUCCCGUAGCUCAGGGUAAUCCAGAUCUGCAUUAUAAUAAAGCAGUUGCCUUAAAAUAUGAAGAAGAAUAUGAACUAGCUCUAGAAUCAUUUAAGAAAGCAAUAUCUUUGGACCCAACAUGGGAGGUGCCUAAACAGAAGCAAGCUGAGUUACUCAAGUAUUUGGAUCAUGUUCAAGAUUUAAUUAAAAACAAAGGGAAAGUUAAAGCAAAGAAACUACAUCAAAUGAUACAAUCAUUGGAUACCAAACAGUUGGGCCCCUAUGGGGGAGGAAGUUACACAUCUCCAAAGGGACUAUCUGUCAAACUGGAACCGAUUCCUUUGGAUAACCUUCAGCGUGGACUGAAUGUUGAGAAAGUGGUGCUUGGAAAAGUAGUGUGUAGUUUCCAAGAUGAAAAUAAUGUACCUUUUACAUUUUGUAUGGUUGAUAAACAAGAAAAGUGCAUAGCAGUAACAGUGUACAAUUUGGCUCAGGGUAAAGGUGUCAUUAUUGGUGAUUCAGUAGCUAUCCCUGAACCAUAUGUUUCACAUGAGUAUGCUUUUAAUUCCAUACGUGUUGACAGUCCUGUUGUGAUGGUUGUCAAUGGCAAAAAAAUUGGGAUUGAUCAGCAAGUUGGUGUUCAGUUAUAUACUUUUAAGAAGGUUGAUUGAAUGUCUCCCAGUGCUCUGACAUGUGAUAAAAACAUUCCACAGACUCAUGCUUGAUUAAUAUGAGUAGAGCUUUUAUAAUACAUUAUAAAGACUUACUGCCAAAUGGAAUGCCAUUAAUUUAUCAAGUACUGAACAUUAACAUAAAGAUGGGUUAUUACAAAUCAUGUGAGGAUCAUCCCCCUUCUGUAUUCAUAUCAUUCAUCAAGUAACAGGAAAAAGAAUGUUUAAACUAGUGGAGAGCUUACUAACUAAUGAAAAAGUUUUAGCAAUGAAAAAUAAUGCAAUAAUUCUGUUAGAAAUUGCUAGAAUUAUUGUAAUGGUGUCUUUUAUGAAUUCUAAAUGAAUGAGAAAUCUCAUACAGCAUUAAAAGACAUACAUCUGUGAAGAGACUUUUAAGCAAUUUAAUGUUGAGAACCUCUAUGUGCUUUCAUUUCUUAGGUGUUUCCAUCUUAAUUAAUGUCAUCUAAAGCUCUGACAGCAGUUAAUUAAUUUACAAAUAUUAAUUUUAAAAUGCUGACAUAUCCUGUUUUCUGAAAAAAGGUUUGUAUUAAAAUAGAAAUGUACAUUUUUGUUAAUUUUCUUUUGGUGGAAAUGAAACAGAACUAUCACACCAAUAAAGAGAAGCCAGGAACCCUUUAUGACUGAUAGAAAGUAAAAAUCUGAGUGUGAGAGAAUAAAGAUGAUGCUCUAAAUUUUAUAAUUUUUCAAAGCGUUAAGAACGAUUUUUGUUUGUACAAAUUAUAGCGGGAACCAUUAUAAAUUCUAACAAUCAAAAUACAAUAUUUUGUUUAUUUAACAGGAAAUGAUGUGUGGGACAUCUAAUAUUCACAUCAAGUUGAGGAAAGAAAAAUAAUUAAAAUUUUACUUCGGUUAUUGUUUUAAAUAUAAUAUUAUAUAUUAGAUAAUUAUAUUUGGCUUCUACCGUCCUAAAAUUUUGUAAAUUCUGAACUAAGUAGUAUGGGAUUACUCAGUCAUUCUUGUAUUACGAAUAAAUCGAUGAAAUAGACUGGGAAAGUAAAUUAGCAUUACAAACCUCAUAUUGUUUCCUAUGUCUUUAUGUAAGUUUUCUUACAAACCAAUAAAAUUUGUAAAUAAUAUAAUUUAUACAUUUUUUUAAAUAAUGAAGAAAAUUAAUAAUAUUUUUAAAAAUUAAAAAUGUCUUGGUUGAAAAUAUUUCCUUUUUUUCAAGUUUUUACUCAAACAUUUCUGUUAAUUAAAUAUUACAUAUGUAUUAAUUCAUAGCUAAUUUGUUCAUUAAUUAUAUUCUAAACAGUAUUAUUCAACAAAGACAUAUUAUUUGUUACACUUUGUAUUAAUUUAAAAUUAAUAAAAUAAAUACAUUUUUCAUUAUUAAAACUUUCAGUGAAAUUUUCAAAAUCCCAACCAACCUUGUUUCAAACAAAACUACAAAGUAAAUUGUGAUUUCAGUUGUAAUUUAGUAUUAUUUACUCAAACUUUGUAUUAAAAAGUGCAUGGUUUUAUUUUACUUGGUAUCAGUCAAAUAAAUUUCACAUUACUUUAUAAUUGGAUCUUACAUGUUUUGGAACUUCUUUGAACAAACAUGUCUUGUAAUAACCAAAAUUUUUUGGAACUGGAUUUAAUAUCCAAAAGAACAAUAUAUUUUAAAUCCUCGUUAAGCAAUCGCCCAUCAUUCUGAUCAACUAAAGGUCUCAUCCUCUCAAACGUGAACAAAAUGACUGGAAUUUGUUGGCAGGGCUUGAAAGAUGAUUAAUGGCAACAACCCUGAAUAUGUGGACAGACGAAUCUGAAUGUAGUAACAUUUUUAAUGAAACUAUAAUAAAGACAUAUUCUUCAAAAUCUGCUAAUGAAUAUUCAUAACAGUUUUUCAUUACUACUUACAUAUUUCAGUUAUUGCUAAGGAAUUCAUCCCCAAAUAUUUCAGAUUAUUAAGAUAUCUAAUUUUAAAACACUUUCAAUCCAAGCUCACCUUCUUUUAUUGAUUGAUUAGUGAUACCAGGUGCCUCAGGCACUAAGAUCAGUAGGCCCGUAAGUGUAGUGCUUCUUUUAGCAGGGGAAGCGGCUGUGAUUUUCUACAGCUGGAAGAUGAGCCCCGGGGCCGAGUGUGUUAGAGGAGAUUUUCCCCACCAAAGUAUCUCCCACCAAGGGGACCGCCACAGCCUGGACAAGCGUGAAGUUCCAGACAAGUGUGGUAUUUAAGCGCUUGCGACUGUGUAAGUAAAGAACGUGGAAAGGACAAGGAAGAGUAAGAAAAGAUCGCGCGCGGUCCGUGGCCCGUUUUGUUAGGGGACUACUCCGGCAUUUGGCUGGUGGUGAUCGGAGA
This is a messenger RNA of Gryllus bimaculatus (two-spotted cricket), 4069 nucleotides long. Lineage: Eukaryota; Metazoa; Arthropoda; Insecta; Orthoptera; Gryllidae. The record is from the annotation of a GenBank genome assembly.